Messenger RNA from Puntigrus tetrazona (Sumatra barb), 1560 nucleotides. It is a transcript of the gene flot2b, whose product is annotated as flotillin 2b. The transcript is spliced from 11 exons. The record is from RefSeq and is a predicted model, not a curated record. Lineage: Eukaryota; Metazoa; Chordata; Actinopteri; Cypriniformes; Cyprinidae. Gene Ontology annotation, cellular component: plasma membrane. The coding region runs from base 182 to 1468 and encodes 428 amino acids. Gene Ontology annotation, biological process: regulation of myoblast differentiation; protein localization to plasma membrane.
GUACCACCCUUCCUUCCUGUGGUGGUGGGCAGGGUCGCCUCUGUUGACAAACAUUUAUUCUCGCUCUGGGGCUGAGGUUUUUUUUUCAUUUCGCGAGCCGCCAAAUAAACGCUCGGUUAAGUUUAAAUACACAGGACAGCGCACGAGAGGAUUAGUGUUCGGUGUUGAUGUAAACGCAAGUAUGGGUUGCUGCCUGACUGUCGGACCAAAUGAAGCGCUCGUUGUGUCAGGUGCCUGCUGUGGGUCAGACGAAAAGACGUAUGUGGUGGGAGGCUGGGCUUGGGCAUGGUGGCUUAUAUCAGACACACAGAGAAUUACGCUAGAGAUUAUGACACUACAGCCUAAAUGUGAAGACGUGGAGACAGCGGAGGGAGUCGCUAUUACAGUUACAGGAGUUGCUCAAGUCAAGGUUAUGACUGACAAAGACUUGCUGGCGAUUGCCUGUGAGCAGUUUCUGGGAAAGUCUGUCAUGGAAAUCAAGGCUGUGGUCCUGCAAACCCUGGAGGGACAUCUGCGUUCUAUCUUAGGCACUUUGACAGUGGAGCAGAUCUACCAGGAUAGAGAUGAGUUUGCUCGGCUGGUGAGGGAGGUGGCAGCUCCUGAUGUGGGCCGGAUGGGUAUUGAGAUCCUCAGCUUCACUAUAAAAGAUGUCUAUGAUAAGCUGGACUACCUGAGCUCUCUUGGAAAAACUCAGACAGCGGCUGUACAAAGGGACGCUGACAUCGGAGUGGCCGAGGCAGAGAGGGAUGCUGGGAUUAGAGAAGCUGAGUGCAAGAAAGAAAUGAUGGACGUGAAGUUCUUGGCCGACACUAAAAUGGCCGACUCCAAGCGAGAGCUGGAGCUGCAGAAAGCUGCUUUCAAUCAAGAAGUGAACACUAAGAAAGCCGAGUCUCAGCUGGCCUAUGAACUACAGGCAGCUAAAGAGCAGCAGAAGAUCAGAUUGGAGGAGAUCGAAAUCGAGGUUGUGCAGAGGAAAAAGCAGAUCUCCAUUGAGGAGAAAGAGAUUGAGAGGACAGAGAAGGAGCUGAUUGCGACGGUCAAGCGUCCUGCUGAAGCAGAGGCUUACAAGAUGCAGCAGCUGGCUGAAGGACAGAAGUUGAAGAAAGUGCUGACUGCUCAGGCCGAGGCAGAGAAGAUCAGGAAGGUCGGAGAAGCGGAGGCCAUCUCUAUCUCAUCUGUGGGGAAGGCCGAGGCCGAGAGAAUGAGGCUGAAGGCGGAGGCCUACCAGCAGUACGGAGAGGCCGCCAAGACUGCCCUCGUCCUGGAAGCACUUCCCAAGAUCGCUGGAAAGGUGGCAGCUCCUCUGGCCAGGACCAAUGAGAUUGUCAUUCUGAGUGGAGACGGCAGCCGCGUGACCGGGGAGGUGAACCGUCUCCUCGCUGAGCUGCCCGUGUCCGUGAACGCACUCACGGGUGUGGACCUGUCCAAGAUCCCUCUGUUGCAGAAGAUGACAGGUGCUCAAGCAUAAAGUCAAUCAGUUGCGUCUCCUCCAUAAUAUGUUGUAUGCACUCACAGAAACUGCCUUUAGAAGACUUGGAAAUCUUUUUUUUUUUUUUUUUU